Molecule: messenger RNA, 2400 nt
Organism: Erpetoichthys calabaricus (reedfish)
Lineage: Eukaryota; Metazoa; Chordata; Cladistia; Polypteriformes; Polypteridae
Gene: fbxw8
Product: F-box and WD repeat domain containing 8
Exons: 11
Coding region: 93-1925 (610 amino acids)
Cellular component (GO): preribosome, large subunit precursor
Molecular function (GO): protein binding
Source: RefSeq, a predicted model, not a curated record
CGCUUUUGGUGACGGAAAAGGCGGUGCAUCACUUCUUGACUCCCCAUCUGUUAUGGAUGUGCUGUAAAUAAAUAUUUGCGGCGCCGUGCGCAAUGGAGUUGGAACAAUUCAGAGAGCAGUGGAAGAAAGAACUAGCGGUGCAGCGGAGUGCUAUCGGUAUCGGCCGGAAAGAGGCACGACGGUUUCAAGAAAGUACUCGUCCUGAGGUGUUGAAAACAAACAGAAAAUUUAAACAUGAGUCGGAGCUCGUUAAUGAACAAACUACAGACGCAAAGACGGGAACGGUCUCGUUGCCCGACAGACCCCCGAAAAAGAGGUGGUACCCACACGGAGAUCGACCGCAACAUCUGCGGAAAGCGCCGCGGGAAGAGCGUUUGCUGGAUCGGUUAAUCCAAGACUUGAAUGAAAUUAAUGAGAUACCAUUUUUUGACAUGGAUUUGCCAUAUGAAUUAGCCCUGAAAAUAUUUCAGCAUUUGAACACAACUGAGCUUGGAAGGUGUGCCCAGGUGAGUAAGGCUUGGAAGAUACUUGCUGAAGAUGAGCUGCUUUGGUACAGACACUGCCUGAAGGAAGGACAUUUGAUUGGGUCAAGUAUAUCAGACUCGCCCUGCUGGAAAAGUACCUUGCGUGAUUGUCGGCAGAUGGAACACACGAUGCGGACUAAUUGGAAGAACCGUGUCGGGGCCAUCAGCCAGCUGCAGUAUGAACUGGGAAAGGUGCUGUGUGAUGUCAACUCAUGUGCUGGACAUGUUAUAGCUGGGUACACUUCCGGAGAUGUGAGGCUGUGGGACACUCAGAAUUUGGAUAUUGGUUCGCCUUACCUGAGACCUAGCCAUGUGUCCAGAGAAAGUGCCUUACGGCCACAUGUCAGUCAUGUCUGUGUGAAUGAAAAUGUGGCUGUGGCUGCCUAUGAAGAUGGCAUCAUAGAUGUCUGGAGCAUUGAAGCUGGCCGGGAACCCAUCCACCAUUAUCAGCACCUGCAGCGGGUGCAGGCUUUGGCUUUGGGGGCUGAGGGGACCACUGUAGCCUCUGCCUCUGGUAAGCAGGUGCGAGUGGAACAGCCAGAUGAGCAGGGCUACUGGCAGACAACAGCCCAGUUUGAGCUGGAGAAGUUGGUGGACUUUGCUCAAAUCAUUCCAGGAGUGCGUCCUCGGACACUGGCUGUUGUUGCUGCCUCUGACACAGUCUAUCUCCUAGAGCCUGGCAAAGACCCCAGCAUCCUUCACUGUGUGUACAGUCACCCAAUAACCUGCCUUGACACCUCCUCCUCACAGGCUGCUGUGGGUGUGAAGAGCUUUGGGUGGGCAAUGAAUAUGGGAAACAAGAUUGAUGUGUACAGCUGGGAGACUGGCCAGGCAGUUGUAUCCUUGGGGUCAUCCAGUGGAGAUUUUACUUGUGUCAACUUGAAGGACAGUCCUCCAAAUCUGCUGGUGUCUGGCAACAAAGACCGAAGAGUGCGGGUGUUUGAUCUGAGGACAGCAAAGUCUGUCACAUCUCUGUACGGCCAUCACAUGGGGGUUUCUGCGGUGCAGGCAGAUGACUGGAAGAUUGUAAGCGGUGGGGAGGAGGGUCUGCUCUGCGUCUGGGAAAUGAGGAUGGCAGCCAAGCUCUGGGAAAUGCACAACAGGCACCCUGUUCGACAUAUCCACUUCCACACCCAGACCUUAGUAACAGCUAAUAUUCCAGACGAGAAGACUCCCAGGGGAGCAUGCAUCACCGAUGAUGACCUCACUGCACAUCGACGGCACAGAGGGACCAUCUACCUGUACGACUUUUCUGUGGACAUGUCCAGCACCGAUCACAUCCUUCCUAUCUGCCGCUCAAGUUACGCCGAGUCCCAUGGUUAUAACUACAACAUUGGGCUGGCCGUUCCAUAUGAUAACAUCCUCGCCGCUUCUGUGGCGACCAGGCCACACGUGUCUUGAGCAAGACUAAAGACUGUCAUGGAGGAGGAGGACGACAUUUCUAAUGGAUCUGAGCACACAUUUGAACACCUCUUGUCAUUUUCCAGAAGUGUUCCUUUUAAUAUUUAUUUUUCAAUAUGUUAGUAUGUUAACAUUUUUAAAAUCUUAAAAGACAGUUCACUGCACAGUGCAGAUGUGUCAUACACAGGGGACUUGGCACAGUUCAGGUUAAAGUGAAAGCUUCAGUGUGGAGUUGUGCAAGCAGGACGACGGGCUCUGUGAUUCAUUGAUGGCUCUUGUCUUGCACGUCGAUCAUUUUCUCUUUAAUUAUUCCUGCAAGUUGAGGAGCUGAGAAUCAGUUCUCACGUUAACUUACCCGUCAGCCUUGCUCUUGCACAGAGAUUUGUGUAUAUUGUAUAUAAAUUGUAUCAUACUCCAGUAUUUUGCAAUGUCCCUAAUGAUUUAUUUAUUUCUUGUAAACACGUAGUUCUGAUGU